UUAUAUUUUCUUCUCGCGAUUUCCUUGGGAAAACACGUCUAAAAUAAGGAAGAGUGAUUCGAUUCCGGCCCAGGGUUCCAUAUCAAAGUUCCAUUCUUCUCCGGGGUGUAGAGUUUUGCCGCGCCUUCAGGUUAACUGGAGAAGCUGAAUCGCGUGACUUUAAGGGUAGUUUGUUUUUGUGCUAAAAAAGUGAAAAAUUCGUUCCUUGCCGAAGGAAGAGACUCUGGGUUGACGAAAAGAGAGGCUAACUUUGGGGUGAGACACUUCGACCUAGGGAGAGACACCGUCACCCGAGAAAGAGAAAAGCGGUGCUCCUGGGUAGAUUUUAUGGAUUUUGUGAAUUUGUGUGAAAGUGAUAAGAGUGUGCGACCUUGGGUCUGGGUGAUGAGAUAAUUAAUGGUCAAGUACCUGUACCUGCUUUAGCGUUCCAAGCGGCACUAAUAUCAAACAUCGACAGAUCACCGCGCAGGACCUCGCAACGAUACACUAUUUUUUUUCUAGCCAAGAAAUCGGCGCGAGGUGCUUUUGCAUGCGCCGUAAAUUCACCCUUCAACGAGGUGAUAAAACGUUUCAAUAUAUAAUAUAUAUCAGAGCCAGACCCUGAGAUAUGCCGGGUUGCUGUGAAUUUUUCCCGGUGAUAUAAAUCUCGGAGGCUGACUCUGAUUUCGAGAUGGCAAUCACGUAAUCUGUCUGAAAAGUAUUCUAGAACUUGCAAUUCAGAUUGAUAAUUACAAUAGGAAAAUAAUUAUUUACAAACAAUAUAUACGUUUUUAGGCGAAAUAAAUAAUUUUGUAAGGGAGUGUGGUGAUAUCGAUGAGAGCGAGAUAACGCGCUGAGAUUGAUGCAACCGAAAGACGUUAAAGAGGGGGUGGCGGAAGUUUCUGAUAAGCUCGAGUGGUGAAAAUUCGCCGGUGAAACAAGAUGGGAAGAGCAGUGAGGAAAGGAUUGUGUUUUUGCUUUUUGCUGUUGAUUGGUGUGGAAGUGAGCAGACAGCAGGAGGAGGAUAUCCCUCAUAAUGAAGUAAAAAAUUGGGCCAUGAGGUUCGGAGUAGACCUUUGGGAGUUUGGAAAACAAGUCACCAAGAUCACCGAAAUAAAACGGACGUAUGCAAGUCACGGCCCAGACAAAGCAAGUGUGAGCAAAAAGGAUGGCCUCAUGAUGGUGCGCGAAAUGGCUACAGAGGUUAAAAAUCUAAUGGACUUCAAAAUGAAUGCAGUCAUGAGGUUAAUGGAGAGUGCCGAACAGGCCGCAGUCUCAGCGCCAAGGGAAGGAAACGCCUCUCCCAAGUAUUAUGCAUCUCAUCGACUAAAUCUAUUCACCGAAGAUGGGAAGGUGGCGUCCGGUGCUCGAGAAAUGUCUCUCACGCCUAAUCGUCACUUUGAUCAUUUGGAAGUCAAUGUUAGUCUGUCGGCCGUCCUUUUACCCCCAGCUAUCAAGGACACAGAUGCUGAUGUAGCAGCAGCUAUUCAAUGGAGCGAGCAUUUGGAUCCUCUUUUCGUCAACAACUAUGAAAGUGAUCCAACCCUAUCUUGGCAAUAUUUUGGUGCUACUGUCGGAAUUUUAAGACGAUUCCCUGCAAUAUCCUGGCCACCAAUAGAUACGGUAUCAAAGCCAAGGAAAUCCAGCACAGUUCGAGAUGUCUACGAUUUUCGAAUUUCGGAUUGGUUUAUUGGUGGAGCAACGAGCCCCAAAGAUCUUGUGAUUCUGGUAGAUGGAUCUAGUUUAUCAUCAAAUAAAAUUCGAGAUUUAACGAUCGCCACGACAAAAACGAUUCUAGAUUCUCUUGGCCCUGCCGACUAUGUCAACAUCUACAAAUAUGGUGAAAGUGCAGAGGAAAUUAUUCGCUGUUUUAAAGACAGUCUUUUGCCAGCAAAUACGGAAAAUAUAAAAGAGCUGAAAGUAGCUCUUAAUUCGUUAAAACCAGAUUCGCCAACUAACAUAACUGCUGCUUUUAAUUCGGCUUUUGAAUUACUUAACAGAUACAAUAAAACUGGCCAAGGAUCUCAAUGUAAUCAGGCAAUAAUGUUAGUAACUUCGAAUUCUGAAGCACCUUCAAUUGAAUUGAUAAAAAAGUAUAAUGAACCCCAUAAGCCUGUGAGACUUUUUAACUAUUUAAUCGGUGGGGAGAAGAGUCCUGAUCUUUAUAAUUUGGCCUGCACUAACAAAGGAUUCUACGCAAGGAUAACCAACAGAGAUGAAAUUAAUUCAAAAGUUUUUGAAUAUGUAAAAGUCCUCUCUCGUCCCAUGGUGUUAUAUCAGCAUGAUCAUCCCAUCCACUGGACACCAGUUUACGUUGGAGGAAAAAGCAGCAGAUAUGGUGCUGAAUAUCAGGGUCAACUAAUGGUAUCAGUCACGGCUCCCAUUCUGGAUCGUCGAAAUUAUUCUGAGAAGAAUGCGAAUUUGUUGGGAAUUGUCGGGACUGAUGUGCCCGUAGAGGAAAUUCAAAAACUAAUCCCACCUUAUAAGUUGGGGGUGAAUGGUUAUUCCUUCAUAGUCGAUAACAAUGGACGAGUCCUCUAUCAUCCAGAUUUGCGACCGAUGCCAGGAAAUGUCGACUAUGAGGAAACCCUAAAACCUAAAUACAUAGGUGUGGAUUUGUCAGAAGUUGAACUGACUGAAUAUGACGGACCCUCUCAUCAUCUGAAUGAUUCUCUCCUUUUGGACCUCAGACAUGAAAUGGUGGACCAGAAAGAAGGAGAGACUGCUUUUGCUGUGAAAGCUCAUUAUGAUGAUAUGCGGAGGGUCACUAUUAAACACAAUAAAUAUUUUUACAAGCAAAUUGAAGGCACGCCAUUCUCUCUGGGGUUGGCAUUACCGGAAGGCUAUGGCAUGUAUAGUUUACAUGCUGAGCAUGAAAUAAGACAUGCACUUCUCAAUGUAACGGACUCAUUCAAAGGACAUUGGAAAGUACAUCCAGAUUGGAUUUAUUGUGAAUAUAAUUCAGCCUCCGAGAAAAAAUUUGCCACCCCAGAAGAUGUUGUGUAUCAUUUCCUGGGUCGGACUCAACAACCCGGUUGGAAAUGGAUGUCCAUGAGACCAAAGAGUCCAAGCUCGCACCAAAAACAAGCGAGCAAGCCGGACAAAGAUGCGUAUUAUUGUGAUAAAACGCUCGUACAGUCUUUAGUACUGGAUGCUAAAGUAACUCAGGAUUUUGAAAAGAAAAGUGAAAAAUCUUUACACAAAGAGGAUAAUUUAAGCCCAAUUGCCAUACUGAUGGCUGUUCUGCAAAGCCAAGGAAAGGGAAGAUUCGGUAUCGCCAGAAGCUUUAUUGCAACUAGAAGUGGACUUUUCCGAUGGCAUGAACAUCAAACAAAUGGGGAACCUGUCGAAGAACCGAAUUUUGCUGAGACAAACAGACGAGCGAUGGACAUGACUUGGUAUAAAAGAGCUGUGGAUCAACAUGCAGUUGAAGAUGAGAGUUUCGUUUUUAGUGUACCAUUCAAUGCUGCUGAAAAUCCUAAACCUCUCGUCACUGCGACGCAUGCUAUAUUUGUUGAAAAUAAAGGACGACAAAAUAAAGCGCCGGCAGCGGUAGUGGGAUUGCAGUUUCAUCAUUCCUCUUUGGCGUCACAUUUUGUUAAUAUCACGUCAACGUGUGCUGGAACAACCAGUUGCAAAAAGACUUGUGCAUCUGAAGAGUUAGAUUGUUACAUUUUGGACAAUAAUGGUUUUAUCAUAAUCAGUGAAAAACACGAACAUACCGGAAAAUUCUUUGGUGAAAUAGAUGGAACCAUUAUGGAUUCUCUCGUACAGGACAAAAUAUUCAGGAAAGUAACUAUAGUAGAUUACCAAGGGGCAUGUUCGCCACAGACAUCACAAGUAUCCGCAGCACAUCGAGGAGUUUCUCAAUCAAUUUUGAAAACGAUAGCCACAUUGGGAGGCAUGCUUUGGUCGUUAACUUUGAACCUACAUUUACAAGAACUUUGGAAACCGGUUUUGGCAUUCGCAGAUUUUGAAGAAUCUUUUGCAGAUAACGGUGUCAAUCCAUCAGAUAUGAAAGAAGAAACAAUUCCACACGGCGAACGAUUCCCUGCAUAUCCCGCAGUUACACCACUUCCAGCAUCAUCUCCAGCAACGCAUAGUACUUCCACACAAUAUCAUAAAUUACGUGCGUGUGAAAAAAGAACGGAUCUCUACAUUUUGCAACCCGAAAGACUCAAUACGAGUGGACAAAGUAAUCCAUUAAAAGGAAAACUAACGAAUUGUCACCAGUCAGGAUGCGAAAGGCCUUUCAGCGUCCAGAAAAUUCGACACACGAAUCUAAUACUUUUGGUGGUGGACACACUCUGUCCUUGCCUAAGUAAAAAGCUCAGUAUUAGACCUAUCGAAGUCUUAAUAGAACCCGGAGCAUGCAGUGCCCGCAGAGAACGCUUAUAUCGUCGCAGACCAGCGAAAUGCAUCAACUACCAUCCCGAAGAAAUGGAAAUCAAAUUCUGCGGAGGAACGAAUCAUUUAAACAUCUCAUUCAGCUUAAUCGUCGCUACGAUAAUAAUCCACUUCACGUGACUCCAUCGAAAUAAUCAAUUCUGAAUGUUUCUUUGCGAUGCGAGCUCCAGAAAGCUCGCCUAUAUUUUAAUACCAGUAAGACCCAAUUUUUGCAAAUACUCAGUGUUUUGCCAAAAUCCAUGUUACAGGAUUCCGUUCACUCUAAUGUAACUAAUUACAAAACGGAGUUCGUAUAAUAGGCAGGCGAGAACCGCCUACUCCUCCAAUGAACGCACAGAACCCAAAAUAAUCGAGAAUAAUUAGGCCUUGCUGUGACUGGAUGCGUAGUUCCUUUGAGCAAUGAGGACGCGAUUAAAUUCUUUAAUUCGUCCGAAAAAUAAGAUAAAAUCCGGGCAAAUUUUCUCAUUUUCUAACAUUUCAAAGGUUGUCAAAAAUUAGAUGCUGAAACGCAAAUUAAGUUCUAAAAAAAA
Messenger RNA from Belonocnema kinseyi, 4916 nucleotides. RefSeq names its product voltage-dependent calcium channel subunit alpha-2/delta-3 (gene stol). Gene Ontology annotation, molecular function: voltage-gated calcium channel activity. The coding region runs from base 922 to 4506 and encodes 1194 amino acids. The record is from RefSeq and is a predicted model, not a curated record. Gene Ontology annotation, cellular component: voltage-gated calcium channel complex. The transcript is spliced from 24 exons. Lineage: Eukaryota; Metazoa; Arthropoda; Insecta; Hymenoptera; Cynipidae.